Messenger RNA from Dermacentor andersoni, 819 nucleotides. The record is from RefSeq and is a predicted model, not a curated record. Lineage: Eukaryota; Metazoa; Arthropoda; Arachnida; Ixodida; Ixodidae.
AUGGAGGUUUUCCCCACCGCUUUGACGCAUGGUUCCCAGGUUUCCCAAAUGUGCCUGCAAGUAGAGGGAGAAGAAAUUAUGCCCGAGGAAUUUCAUCGCACGCCCGGAUGGCUGCACAACGGUGGGCACACGAGCCGAACACGCCUGCAUGCAACGCAGGAUCUCAAGGAACUCGCCAUCGGGCUCUACCGCAACGGCAGUGAGCAACUCCAGAAGGGUAUUGCUAUUGACUUCUCCCAAGGACAAGGUCCUACCUGGGAGUGGGCAAAUACCCUGAAGGAGAAGAUGAGGGCCAACCUUGAGAUCGCCCUGGACAGGCUCGACUUUCUAGAAACGAUGGUGAUGAUUCAGCACCUCGGUGAGGAUCUGCCCUGGCAUGCAGGCGUGGCCCGGCGCCAGGCCAAACCAAAGCGGCGGCGGUGGGAAAAGAAAGACCGGAAAGACGCCGACAAUAGAGGUGACGGCCCCUCGUGGCUAAAGAGGGCCAUCAACGGCGUCGGAAUGACCAACCAGCUGGCGCACAUCAUCCUGGAGGAGAUCGUGGAUGGCUGUCCCGAGGUGCUGUUCAGCGACAUUGCUGGCCAGAAAGAGGGCAAGCAGCUCCACACUGGGAGUGAAGAGCGGAUUCUCGUAAUGGGUGCCACAAGCAGUUCUCAAGAGUUGGAUGAUGCUGCGCUAAGGCAUUAUAAGGAGCGGGUGUAUGCCACACGUCUGGACGCGAACAUGCGGAUGGUACUCCUUGAAAAGCUGCUCAGUAAGCACAAUAGCCCGCUGUCUCUAGGCGAGUUCAAGUACUUGGGCAGGUCCUCGAUGUGUUGA